Molecule: messenger RNA, 912 nt
Organism: Austrofundulus limnaeus
Lineage: Eukaryota; Metazoa; Chordata; Actinopteri; Cyprinodontiformes; Rivulidae
Product: deoxyuridine 5'-triphosphate nucleotidohydrolase-like
Exons: 5
Coding region: 509-898 (129 amino acids)
Biological process (GO): dUTP catabolic process; dUMP biosynthetic process
Molecular function (GO): magnesium ion binding; dUTP diphosphatase activity
Source: RefSeq, a predicted model, not a curated record
UUUUAUAAAAUAUUACAAGCGACCAACCCGUCCGAUCGCAAUUGCGAGUUGGUCAGAAAAAUCAAACUGUAAAUAUAAUCGACCGACCAGAGAUUGGUAUAAAAAAGUGUUUGCAUCUGUUUCAAUACAAACACGACCGUCCGACCGUGACUGUUCACGGUCGGUCAAAUAGAUUAAUGUGAGAAAAAAAACAAGAAACUGUAUAAAUACCACGCUCCCCAGAAGCACACAGCAAUAUUACAUUUCGUCUCGCUUGUCGCACCCAGAAGAGGUUAAACUUCUGCUGUGUUGUGUACACACGUGGUCCUCGUCGAACCUACGCCGCCGAUACCCCGCACCAUCGAUCGAGAUCCACAAGAGCGCGGGUUGUCAACAUGUCCGCUUCGGAUUUUUCAGAUGUUCCGACGCUCAGGUUUGUAAAACUGUCCGAGCGCGCCACCACCCCGACUCGCGGAUCCGCUAAAGCGGCGGGAUUUGAUCUGUACAGGUGUGUGUUAUUCAUCUUUAAAUGCGCGGAUUUGUUUUCCCGUAUAAAAUCUUAAUGUUUUUUUUUCUCAGCGCGUACGAUUACUCCGUCGGAGCCAUGGACAAGGUCGUCGUGAAAACGGACAUUCAAAUCGCUGUUCCUGAGGGGUAUUAUGGUAGAGCGGCGCCGAGGUCGGGCCUGGCGGCAAAAAAUUUCAUCGAUGUGGGAGGAGGCGUCAUUGAUGGAGACUAUCGAGGAAAUCUAGGCGUAAUACUCUUUAACUUUGGCAAGGAGACAUUUGAGGUAAAAAAGGGCGAUCGAAUUGCUCAACUCGUCUGUGAGAAGAUCUGUUAUCCGAAAUUGGUCCAAGAGAAGACUCUCGAUGUAACCGAGCGUGGCUCCCGAGGCUUAGGAUCAACUGGACGCAACUAAAAAAAACAAAACCG